CCUGUCGGAUCGCUUCGUCACACUUUUAAAGCACUUCUGGACGAGAAAGUAACUUAAUUUUACCACGUAAAUUUUAAACUACUCCGAAUGAUCUUGAAAAGCACUUGAAAAUUGUAUUUCACUGGAAUUUCACGAAAAAACUUGGAAAUUGUUGAGUUUAUUCGGGAGUUGUGAAAGUACUUGUUGCAACGAAAAAUGGGGUUAUGUUGUUUUCCUCAGCAUUCCUAACCUCAAAAUCCCAAAUAUCAGUGGACAACUUGACAGCAGAAUUGACAUUUUAUUGACAAUUGUCAACAAUAAUUGUCAUGUCAAAAUAAAGGGAAAUAAUAUAAUGAGAAUUCAAAUAUCCAAUAAAAAUUAGCAAUUAAAGACGAGUCAAGAAUUAAAUAAACUUUCUUAUAUCGUUUCCUGAAGAGAAAUAUUUAAAAAAAUGGCAGAGAGCGCAAAUAAUCCAUAUGAUAUUAAUGGACAAAAUUUCAAUGCUGAUAUGUAUUUUCAAAAGCUAUUAAAGGAAUGUACACUGAAGCAAAUUAUGGAUCACGAAGCUGAGAUUAUAAAAAAUACCCAGAUUUUACAUUCAGAUAUGCAGACUUUGGUAUAUGAAAAUUAUAAUAAAUUCAUAUCUGCUACCGAUACUAUUCGUAAGAUGAAAGCAGACUUUAAGGAAAUGGAGGAUAGCAUGGAUCUUUUGGCAACAAAUAUGGACAGCAUCACUUCUUUCUCAGAGCAAAUCUCUUCAACUUUACAUGGAACGAGACAACAAAUUGCUAAGUUAUCUUCUGUCCAUACUCUGUUAAAGAAAUUGCAGUUUCUGUUUAAACUGCCUGGUAAUCUCAAGGAUAGAAUAAAUGAAGAAAAUUAUAAACAAGCAGUUAAGGAUUACGUUCAUGCACAAAGAGUUUUACAUCAAUAUAGUAAUAUGCCAUCCUUCCGAGGCAUUCAGAAAGAUUGCGAAGACAUUUUAGAGGAACUAAAAUCCAAACUCAGAUUACAAUUUCAGAAGAGAGACACCUCCAUUAAGGCUUUAGCCGAAAAUGUUGAGCUUUUAUUACAGUUAAAAGAGCCAGCUGAUUCUUUAUGCGUUGAAUUUUUGACGCACACAGAAGGAAGAUUAACAGAGCAAUUAGAAAUCCUGAAGGAUAUGUGCGAAAACGACAUUAUAGAGUUUAUGGACAUGGCUUCUUCGGGAUUUCUUAGUGAUUUGUGUCUGAUUGUGGCCUCCUAUAACGAUAUGUUCAUAAAUCGAUUACUGGACGAUAAUGAUUUGGUUGAUGAUUUUGAAACUAAAGCUACGAAUCAUUUGAAUAAGUUUAUUGUGAGCAAUAUGAAGAAAUAUUUUGACCUAGUGGGCAAACGAGUAGAAGAUGUCAGCGAUACAGCACUUUUGGUGAGAGCUCUUGACAGAUUUCAUCGCAGGCUGCAGGCGAUGAAUAUAUCAUGCAAGGAAAAGGACUUUGCCAGAAUUGGGACCGAUAUUGUUAUGAAUGCUGGCCGAAAGCAAUGUCGCAAUCAUUUACACAGUCUGAAACAACACUUGAGCGAGACUUUAGCAAAAGUGAGGCAGACAUUAGCUACUAAACUUACACAGAAUAGUGAUGGGAACUUAGCGGAACUUCAAGCAAUGCUCACCAUGCCUAUCAUUGAAAAAAUUAAGGGAGUUCUGCAGGAUUUAUCGGUAUUUUUACAACUGGAUUUGUCGUUCAGUUUAAAGACCCAGUUUCUGGAAAGUUUUUGUGUGGAUGAAGUGAGAGAAGGAUUAGUGAUCGGCUUUUUACAUCAUCUCACAGCUACAGCAGCUGGAUUCUGCAAUGGAUCUGAUGUUCCAAAAUUUCCACCGACCUUAUUACUUUUGCUUAGCAAAAUGUGCAUCGACUAUAAAGAAAACAACGUUCGCUAUCUGCUGAUGACCACCGACGAGCGUUUCAGUAUUGAUCAAUAUGCGACUUCAGAAAACAUAACUUCCGGGUCAGAAAUGUGCAAUCACUUUCAGGAAGCUGCUCAGAAUCUCCUGAAUCAUUAUGUGCGAAUUCAAGGACUGGCGGUUUCUCAAAUGUUGAGGAAAUCCGUAGAAACCAGGGAUUGGUUGCACACAAUUGAACCUAGAACCGUGAGGGCCGUGAUGAAAAGAGUCGUCGAAGAUGUAACAGCUAUUGAUUCCCAAGUUGCUGCUCUAUACGAUGACAAUGAUGGUCAAAUAGAUAGAAGUAGCGACAGCAGUAGGAAGACUCAUAGCAUUAGUGUCUCCAGACAUCACUACAGAUCAAACUGGUCGUCCUAUACACCCAGUCACAUCGAUUCUUCUCUGGUAUCGAAUAUUCAUAAAUUAUUCUCUGAACGGAUCGAGAUUUUUUCGUCCGUGCAAUUCAACAAGGCGUCUAUUCUAACAGGAAUCAUCAAAAUAAGCUUAAAAACUUUCUUGGAAUGCGUGAGAUUGCGAACGUUCAGCAAAUAUGGCUUGCAACAAAUCCAGGUGGACACUCAUUAUCUGCAGCUUUAUCUGUGGAGAUUCGUGUCGGAUGAAAACGUGGUUCAUUUUCUGUUGGAUGAAAUUCUGGGUAGCGCAGUGCACAGAUGUCUGGAACCAGUUUUGAUGGAGCCCAGCGUGGUGGAUAUUAUUUGUGAAAGGGGCUGAAUUACAUUAUAAUGUCGUAAAUAAUAACAUAUAUAUAGAUAUAUAAAAUU
Molecule: messenger RNA, 2682 nt
Organism: Nylanderia fulva
Lineage: Eukaryota; Metazoa; Arthropoda; Insecta; Hymenoptera; Formicidae
Gene: Vps51
Product: vacuolar protein sorting 51
Biological process (GO): Golgi organization; endocytic recycling; lysosomal transport
Cellular component (GO): EARP complex; GARP complex; membrane
Source: RefSeq, a predicted model, not a curated record